AUGGUUUCUUUUCAGAGAAAACAAAUAAUAAAUUUACCAACAGUUUAUGUUGAUCAAUCUGGCCAUGGAAAUUAUUCAACUAUUCAAUCAGCAAUUGAAUCUGUUCCUCUAUAUAACCAAAAUUGGAUAUGUAUAUACAUCAAAGCUGGAGCAUAUAGGGAACAAGUGAAAAUCCCUAGAGAAAAGCCAUAUAUUUAUCUCAAAGGAGAAGGAAAAAGAAAAACAAAUGUGACAUGGGAUGGUCAUGACUCUAUUGCUACUGAUGCUACAUUCAUAUCUGAAGCUGAUUAUACACUUGUCAAAAGCAUAACCUUUAUAAAUUCUUAUAACAUUCCUCCAAAAGUGAAUGCUGUGAUGCAAGCAGUGGCAGCAAUGAUUUCUGGAGAUAAAUCAACAUUUUAUAGAUGUGGAUUUAUUGGAGUGCAAGAUACAUUGUGGGAUGUACAAGGAAGACAUUAUUUCAAACUUUGCACUAUUGUUGGAGCUGUUGAUUUCAUCUUUGGUGAUGGCCAAUCUAUCUAUGAGAGAUGUAGCAUAGUAGUAAAUGCAGGAGGAUUAAAUGGAAUAAUAGGAUUUAUUACAGCACAAGGAAGAACAAGACCAAAGGAUCAAAGUGGAUUUGUUUUCAAAGAUUGUGGAGUUUUUGGAACUGGAUUUACAUUUUUAGGGAGGCCAUGGAGGGACUAUGCUAGGGUUCUUUUCUAUAAUUGUUCCAUGUCAAACGUCGUCGUUUCGCCCGGUUGGGCUGCUUGGAAUUUUAUUGGACGAGAGAAUCAAUUGACAUUUUCUGAGGAAAAUUGUAAAGGAAUUGGAUCAAACACUACACAAAGAGUGUCAUGGACAACCAAGUUGAGCCAACAAGAGUUGCAACAAUUAAUAAGCCUAUCAUUUAUUGAUAAUGAGGGUUGGAUUAUGAAGCAGCCCCUCAAAGUACUAUAG
Solanum dulcamara is the source of this 939-nucleotide messenger RNA. RefSeq names its product probable pectinesterase 29. Gene Ontology annotation, molecular function: pectinesterase activity. The record is from RefSeq and is a predicted model, not a curated record. Gene Ontology annotation, biological process: cell wall modification. The transcript has 6 exons. NCBI's taxonomy places the organism in Eukaryota, Viridiplantae, Streptophyta, Magnoliopsida, Solanales, Solanaceae. Bases 1 to 939 code for a protein of 312 amino acids.